AUGGAAAAGACCUAUCCUCAAUAUGACGACCUCAAUUAUGAUGACCUAACGACAGCUUUUAGUAGGUUAGAUACAAAGGUGAAGGGAGAGGCUAUGUAUGGUUCCGACCCAAUAGUGUUAACUGAUCUUAAAAGUGAACUGGACUAUGUAAAGAAUCUCAUGGAGACACAUUCAAUAGUUUCUAGAAUUGAAGAAUCCAUGAGUGAAUUUAAAAGACUUAAGGAGCAGGAAACAACCUUUACUGAGGGUAAUAACGGUACAGUAAACAUUUCAGGUCCAUCGGGAAGCACAACGGUUCCAGGAGUAGACUUUGUUGAAGACCCAAACAAUUUACUUCCAGACGUGCUAGAUGCAUUUAAUGAAUCAUUUGACGCGUAAUGGGAUGAUAUAGAGAUCCGUCUGAGUAAACUAAAAAAGUUCUCAGAAGACCGACUCACAGCAAGUAAGAAAAGAGAUUUCGAAAACAAGUAGAGCGUGUUCAGGUUGUCACAAGAGUUAUCAAGGGCAAGGAGGGACUAAUACUAGACCCAAAGAAUAGAUAUGUCAGGGAACUCAUCAAACGAUCAUCUGUAAGAACACUCAAUGAUGGCACAGAGGUGUUGGUAUUUAGAAGUGAACAAGGUAUUAACAAAAGUGGGACACAAAUAAUGAAACGUGGUAAGACCAAGAUUCCUGUGUACUCAAAGGACUCACCUGCUCUGAGAGAAUACAAGGACCUUAUAAAGAAAAUAAAAGAGGUACCUACGAAUCCCGACAAUAUAAUUGGAAGUGAUGAAUCAAUUUACGAGGAUACUAAAGAAGAGCCCCAAUUUGAUACCAGUGAUGAGGAAUACGCUGACCGUGAGAACAUUGAGUUAAUAGACCUAGGUGCAAAACUAGGAGACCUUCCAGGGCUAACAAUGGGAGAAAACAAUGAACUGAGAGGUGUUCUUAUCCCGCCUGAUGGAUCAAGCAUAGAAGGCAGAACAGGUCCCAAUGGAGCGUUACAAAUCCAGGCUGACUACUUUAAUGAAGCUAUUGGUGAAACCGUGGAACGCGCCACCUCAGCGGAAGGUACAACUGAGUAUAAUGCUCUUAUAGAAAGAAUUGACAGUCUGAAGGAAGCUAGGGAUAGGACACUAGAGCAGAGAACAGUAGAGGAAGCAAGGGAGGCACAGUUGGAAGACAUUUCCAGAUUACGUAGAUUUAUAGACUGGGUAGGAAAGGAAAAAGUGGGACUUGUAGGAAUAGCAGUGUCAACAGCUAGUUUAAUUACAACCUUAUUAAUCCAUGCUAGGGGAGCCAUUGUGAAGACAGCAAAGGCCACUGGUAAGGUAGCAAAAGCAUUAGAAAAUUUAGCAAAGAAAGCAGGACCAAUCCUAGUUCCAAUCCUGAACACCAUCGCAACAGCUUUAUCAUGGAGAGCCAAAGGAAUUACCUGGUUAGCGUCACACUUAUGGGUAUUAGCUAUAGCUGCAGCCUUAAUGGUAUUCAACUAUUACACAAAGUAA
Paramuricea clavata is the source of this 1490-nucleotide messenger RNA. The record is from the annotation of a GenBank genome assembly. NCBI's taxonomy places the organism in Eukaryota, Metazoa, Cnidaria, Anthozoa, Malacalcyonacea, Plexauridae.